Phyllostomus hastatus (greater spear-nosed bat) is the source of this 2430-nucleotide messenger RNA. It is a transcript of the gene NDOR1, whose product is annotated as NADPH dependent diflavin oxidoreductase 1. Lineage: Eukaryota; Metazoa; Chordata; Mammalia; Chiroptera; Phyllostomidae. Gene Ontology annotation, molecular function: flavin adenine dinucleotide binding; FMN binding; NADPH-hemoprotein reductase activity. The transcript is spliced from 14 exons. The coding region runs from base 1 to 1899 and encodes 632 amino acids. The record is from RefSeq and is a predicted model, not a curated record. Gene Ontology annotation, cellular component: cytosol.
AUGACGUCACUUCCUGUAGACACCGGAAGACGGAAGUCGGAGCCGGUCCCGACCGCCUGCUCCAGUUCCUGGGUGCAGGGGUCUCCGGGGCGCAGAGACGCCCCAAUGCCGAGCCCACGCCUGCUGGUCCUCUUCGGCAGCCAGACGGGCACGGCCCAGGAUGUGUCGGAGAGGCUGGGCCGCGAAGCCCGGCGCCGGCAUCUUGAGUGCCGGGUGCAGGCGCUGGACUCCUACCCAGUGGCAAACCUGAUUAAUGAGCCCCUGGUGAUAUUUGUUUGUGCGACCACAGGCCAAGGAGACCCCCCUGACAACAUGAAGAGCUUCUGGAGGUUCAUAUUCCGGAAGAACCUGCCGCCGACUUCCCUCUGCCAGAUGGACUUUGCCGUCCUGGGCCUCGGGGACUCCUCUUACACCAAGUUCAACUUCGUGGCCAAGAAGCUGCACCGCCGGCUGCUGCAGCUCGGGGGCACCGCCCUCCUGCCCGUGUGCCUGGGCGACGACCAGCAUGAGCUGGGGCCCGACGCCGCCAUCGACCCCUGGCUGCACAGCCUGUGGGAGAAGGUGCUGGAGCUGCACCCCAUGCCCCUCGGCCUCGGCGUGAUCCCCCCGGAAGUCCCUUUGCCGUCCAAGUUCACCCUGCGGUUCCUUCAGGAGGCCCCCGGGCCGUGCUCCGAGGAGCGGCAGGUGGCCGGGACGGACCCUCCGAGUCCCCCUUCCGAGCUGCAGCCCUUCCUGGCUCCUGUGGUCGCCAACCAGCGGGUCACGGGCCCCUCGCACUUCCAGGACGUUCGUCUCAUCGAGUUCGACAUUGCGGGCUCGGGAAUCAGCUUUGUGGCCGGCGACGUGGUGCUGAUCCAGCCCGAGAACACGGCCCGACACGUCCAGCAGUUCUGCCAGGUGCUGGGCCUGGACCCCGACCAGCGCUUCGUGCUGCAGCCUCGGGAGCCAGGCUCCCCCUGCCCCGAGAGGCUGCCCCAGCCCUGCUCCGUGCGGCACCUCGUGUCCAAGUACCUGGACAUCGCCAGCGUGCCGCGGCGCUCCUUCUUCGAGCUCCUGGCCUGCCUGUCCCCCCACGCGCUGGAGCGGGAGAAGCUGCUGGAGCUCAGCUCAGCUGCGGGCCAGGAGGCCCUGCAUGAGUACUGCACGCGGCCCCGCAGGACCGCCCUGGAGGUGCUGUCGGACUUUCCGCACACGGCCGCAGCCGUCCCCCCGGACUACCUGCUGGACCUCAUCCCCCCGAUCCGGCCGCGAGCCUUCUCCAUCGCCUCCUCCCUGCUGGCCCGCCCGGCGAGGCUGCAGAUCCUCGUGGCUGUGGUGCAGUACCAGACUCGCCUCAAGGAGCCCCGGCGGGGCCUCUGCUCCUCCUGGCUGGCGUCUCUGGACCCUGGGCAAGGCCCGGUCCGAGUGCCCCUGUGGGCGCGGCCAGGGGGCCUGGCCUUCCCGCAGACUCCAGACACACCCGUGAUAAUGGUGGGGCCUGGCACUGGGGUGGCCCCUUUCCGAGCAGCCGUCCAGGAGCGAGUGGCCCAGGGUCAGAGGGGGAACCUCCUGUUCUUCGGCUGCCGCCGGCGGGACCAGGACUUCUACUGGGAGGCCGAGUGGACCGAGCUGGAGAAGAGAGGCUGCCUGACCCUGGUCGCGGCAUUCUCGCGGGAGCAGGAGCAGAAGGUGUACGUGCAGCACAGGCUGCGUGAGCGCGGGCCGCUGGUGUGGGAGCUGCUGGACCGCCAGGGUGCCUGCUUCUACCUGGCAGGCCACGCCAAGUACAUGCCAGCAGACGUGUCCGCAGCCCUGACGUCCAUCUUCCAGGAGGAGGGCGGGCUCUCGGGCCCCGACGCGGCCACCUACCUGGCCCAGCUGCAGCGCACGCUGCGCUUCCAGACCGAGACGUGGGCCUGAGGAGCUGCCGGCCCCCGACGGCCACGGCCCACUGCCCUGUCGGACUCCGCCCAGCGGGGGGAGGCCCUCUCCCCUGCACAGCUGCACGCUGUCUGGGGGCCUCCACUCUGCCCCAGCCCCACCGCCGCCCGGCCUCUGGCCCCAGCUGGCCCCAGCUGGCCUUUCCCCACUGGCCCCACCUCGGGUCCUGCUUGAGGUGCUGACCCAGGAAGGCACCGGCAGCCCGACGGGCCUCAGGGAGCUUUCCUGACCACCAGCUUCCAGACAGCGGAGGGAUUUGGGGUGCAGGGCCCGUGGCAGAGCCGAGUGCCCCCUCCUCUGCCCUGGGCGGCGGUGGGCUCCCACUCAUCCUCUGCCAUGCAUGUGCCGCUCCGGCCACCAAGCGCCCCCAGCGCCCCUCGGGGCCCAGGUGCAGGCAGCGAGGCCCCGGCCAGCACACGCCACCCUCACCCGGCUCCAGGGAGUCUCGGCAAUAAACGGCGGGUGCAGGGCGGCUGCUCCCGACCUUUCCUCCUCCCGCGGUCCCUGGGC